UUCUCUGAAAGAGAGUGUGUUUACCUUUUGGUGAAGGUAGUCAUUGUUUUAUUGAGGAGAGGAGAAAUUCAGAAUGUCGGAUUUCGACAGUAACCCUUUUGCUGACCCGGAUUUCAGCAAUCCUUUUCAGGAUCCUUCGGUGACACAAGUGACGCGGAAUGCGCCCCCCGGUUUGGAGGAGUACAACCCUUUCACAGACGCAAAGUCGGUUCCGCCUGGCUCCGCCCCCAAAUCUAUGCCCCCGACCACUAACACACAACCGGCCAUCAUGAAACCCACCGAAGAGCCGCCAGCUUAUUCACAACCCCAACAAACACAGGAUCAGGCACGGGCCCAGGCAGAGUUGUUGAGGAGGCAGGAGGAGUUGGAAAGGAAAGCAGCAGAGUUAGACCGCAGAGAGAGGGAAAUGCAGUCCCUUAGUGCCUCAGGAGGAAGGAAAAACAACUGGCCACCUCUACCAGAAAAGUUUCCGGUUGGCCCCUGUUUCUACCAUGACAUAUCAGUGGAUAUCCCUGUGGAAUUCCAGAAAACCGUUAAGAUAAUGUACUAUCUAUGGAUGUUCCACACGGCGACGCUGUUUGUGAAUAUUUUCGGCUGUUUGGCGUGGUUCUGUGUGGAUGCCUCACGAGGCGUGGAUUUCGGUCUGGCCAUGCUGUGGUUCAUGCUCUUCACUCCCUGUUCAUUUGUCUGCUGGUACAGACCACUCUACGGGGCCUUCAGGAGUGACAGCUCUUUCCGGUUCUUUGUGUUCUUCUUUGUGUACAUCUGUCAGUUUGGUGUUCAUGUGUUGCAGGCUAUUGGAAUUACAGGCUGGGGAGCAAGUGGCUGGAUCUCUGCCUUGACUGGGCUGAAUAAGAGCAUUCCUGUAGGAGUCAUAAUGAUCCUCAUCGCCGCUCUCUUCACGGCUUCUGCCGUCAUCUCCCUCAUCAUGUUUAAAAAGGUCCACGGGCUGUACCGGACUACUGGUGCCAGCUUUGAAAAAGCCCAGCAGGAGUUUGCCACUGGCGUGAUGGCCAACAAAACCGUGCAGACUGCUGCAGCCAAUGCCGCUUCCAGCGCCGCCCGGGGAGCCUUCAAACAACAGAUCUGAUUGGCCCAGAGAAACAGAGUGCCCUCCCAUUUGCCGUCCAUGCUCCUACACUCAAUUACAUUCUUCUUAACCGUACUCACUCUGCCCCGUUCCCCACUAUUCAUAAGCUCAUAAAGCCCUGUCACUUGUGUGGAGGUUUCUUUUUCCCUGUUCUAAUUGAUUUAGUGCACUACUGAUCGAGACCUCGGCCCUUUUGUCAUUUGUGUGUGUGUGUGUGUGUGUGUGUGUGUGUGUGUGCACAAAUCCUGAAAGGCGGACGACUCAAACGAUCACUCCACAUACCUGUGUCCAGAUCACACACAGCAUACACCACAUCAGAGGAGCGUUGUUGAAAAGGAUCUAGUCCUGACCGGCUGUGUGGACCUGUCGUCUGCUCUGACGGGUGAGACAGGCCGUAGAGCUUUGACAGGCCUCUUGUAUGAUCAGAAGGGUUACCACUCAGACGCUACUGUUGAGCAGACUGGUGACAGAAAUAUUGCUCUCUGUAACACGAUUUUGUAGGAGAAAAAAAAAACACUUUUAUGCAAACGUACAAUAUUGCGUAAAGAUGAAAGAGAGCAUAAACAUCACAGAAUAAGAACUGUCAGAAUAUUACAUCUGCUUCACAGCUGAGAUAGUCCACACAGUUCCUAAGUUAUGUUCUAGCAGCAAAAAUUACACUCUGUGUGUGUGUGCGUGUGCGUGUGUGUGUGUGCGUGUGUGUGUGUGCGUGUGUGUGUGUGUGUGUGUGUGUGUGUCUGUGUGUCUGUGAGAAUGAGUGUGACCUCAACCAGAGUGGUCAUUUUUCAGGAAAACAGUCGGCUAAUUCUCCUCUAGACUGUACAUCCCCUGAGUGGUUCCCUUUUCCCGCUCAGUCUCUAAGACAGACUUAAGAGGAAAAGAAAGAUCUUUCUUAAGUCUGUAAGCCUCAGAUCAGUCCUGUAUGACAAGCGUCAUGUAGUCAAAUUAUUCAUUUCCACGUACGUACGCCACUGGAUAAAACCCACAAACACCAUGAUACUGCCUGUGCUCUCCCAUUGGCUGACACGGCUGCUUGUCACUCUGUAGCAUCUAGUAAUUGAUUAGAAUGGACUGUCUCUCAUGCCCUUGCACCUGUUUUGAGUCAAACCCUGAUAAACAACUUGGUCCUUUGACCCAAAAUGACAUCCGACACACUCCACACUUCCAGUGAGCAAGAGGGAACCGCGAUCCAUACAAAGCAAUCCAUAUGGUGUGGUCCUUUAGUUUUCCCAGACCACGUUUUCUCCCUUCUCUCACGCGCACUUUCGGUUUAGCGAGAUGAAACCGCGAGGACACGUUCGACCCCUUUUGACAUGUAUAUAAACUUG
Messenger RNA from Chanos chanos (milkfish), 2418 nucleotides. RefSeq names its product secretory carrier membrane protein 1 (gene scamp1). The coding region runs from base 74 to 1090 and encodes 338 amino acids. The record is from RefSeq and is a predicted model, not a curated record. Gene Ontology annotation, cellular component: trans-Golgi network membrane; recycling endosome membrane. The transcript is spliced from 9 exons. Lineage: Eukaryota; Metazoa; Chordata; Actinopteri; Gonorynchiformes; Chanidae. Gene Ontology annotation, biological process: protein transport.